Messenger RNA from Monoraphidium neglectum, 1104 nucleotides. RefSeq lists its product as hypothetical. NCBI's taxonomy places the organism in Eukaryota, Viridiplantae, Chlorophyta, Chlorophyceae, Sphaeropleales, Selenastraceae. Bases 1 to 1104 code for a protein of 367 amino acids. The transcript has 2 exons. The record is from RefSeq and is a predicted model, not a curated record.
AUGCAGCUGGACGGCCCGCUGCUGCCGGGCGCCGGCGCAGCGACCGACGGCCCCCUUAACGGACUGGCCUCCCCGCUGGCCAUCCCCGGACUGCCGGACUUUGGGCUGCCGUCGCCGCCGCCCCAGGCCGAGGCGGCGGCGCUGCCGACCGGCGCCGCCGCAGCCGCGGCGCUCGCCGGCCUGCCCCAGCUCGUGCCGAUGCCGCCGCCGCCACCAUCGCCUGCGAUGGCGCCGCCAGCCGCCGCGGCAGCGUCCACACCUGCGCCAACACCUGCGCCGGCAGCCUUCGCCGCGCCGCCAGCACAGCCGGCUGCGUCCGCAACUGGCAGCAGCGGCGGUGCCUGCAACGGCGACGGCGCGCCCGGCCCCGUGCGGCUGGUAAGCCGGCCCUUGUCGGUUUCGAAGACGUGCGCGGUGCGCUCGCGCCCAGGCGGUGGGAUGGCGCACGGCGGCCUGGCGCGCUUGAGGAUUGGGCCCCUCGCAGGCGGCGACGCCCUCAGCCACGGCGUGCAGCAACAGCAGCAGCAGCAGGGGCCGCAGCCGAACGCGGCCGCGGCGGCCCUCAACGCGGCGUCGGCGGCCGCCGCGGCCGCCGCGGCAACGUCACUCCCGCCGGUUUCCGGGCCGCUGCCGGGCAUCACCCUGCGGCCGCUGCAGCUGCCCGGCGGCACGCCGGCCGGCCUCGCCUCGAUGCAGCAGGCCCUGCAACAGCUGGGGAUGCGCCCGCUCGCGGCGCUGCCGCUCGCCGCGCACGCCGUGCCGGGCCAGGCGCCGCUGCUGCAGCUGCAGCAGCUGCAGCCGGAGGUGGCGCAGCAGCUGGUGGCGCAGCUGCAGAGCAGCGCCGCGAUGCGCGGCGGCGCCGCGGCGGUGGCGCCGACGGCCGGCGGGGCCUCGGGCGCGCCCGCCGCCGCGCUGGGGCCCCUCUGCAUCACCCCCCUACAGCUGCCUGCAGGGUUGGCCGGCAUCGACGCGUCCGAGGUUAUGCGGGACGACGAGACCGCGGCGCUUGGCGUGGAGGAGUUUCUGCAGCAGCAGCAGGUUGCGGCCCUCGCAGCGGCCAUCGCGGCGGCGGGGCAGCCCGCGCGGCCGGCCGCCGCGCCAUGA